Messenger RNA from Hyalella azteca, 1674 nucleotides. RefSeq lists its product as uncharacterized. Lineage: Eukaryota; Metazoa; Arthropoda; Malacostraca; Amphipoda; Hyalellidae. Bases 1 to 1674 code for a protein of 557 amino acids. The transcript has 12 exons. The record is from RefSeq and is a predicted model, not a curated record.
AUGGCUCUCGCCGAUGAUAUCGUGAGCAUAAGCUCUAAAAGCGUCCGUGAACAAAAUUGCUAUCGCUGCUUGGUCAUCCAUCAGAAGCACGAAAAUGUACUGCAGUACAAAGAAUCGGAGUGCGGAUGGAGCAACAAGCUCGACCACGUCUGCAAUCUUCUGACGGGCGACUCGAAGCUGAACUCAAUGUUCCGACUGGACGCUGUGCCGGUACCGUGCCCCUUCCCGCACUCGUAUACAUUCGAGUACAACAACGGUGGGGGACUGUGCACCAACCCGCCCUCCACGGUCCAUUCCUGCACCGAGUCUUGGAGACUCCUUUUCCAAUACCAAGCCUGCCCAGAUGUCAGAGGCUCUGAGAGCAUGGUGGAAGAAUUGACGUGCCUGGGCGUGUGGAAGGAGGGUAGCAAUCAUUAUCUCGUCGGAAUAUCGGACCACCGAAGAGUGAACUCAGAUGCUGACAAGUAUCGGUGCUACGCGUACGCUGGCUCAGGCAACGGCUUUAAAAUGGCCAAGAGUGGAGACGCGAGCUGCCACGGCCUUUUCUCCCUGACUGGCGGAGCUAGCACUCUCCGCCUCAAUAAAGUGGAGACGCGGGGUUCUCGAUGCCACUUCCCUCUACGUCACAGUGAAUGGCAUUCACUGGAUGGCAAAGGCCGUCUCCACGUCACUCGCCACAACACAACCUUGCGUUACUCAACUCACGGUGAAUCUGGCCCUAUCACCUACACCUGCUUCCACACCAUCAAGAGUCUUCCGGAAACUUCGUCUUACCAUCGUCACGGUGAUUCUUCCUACUACCGAACAGCUUCCCGAAGCUCGUCGUCACAGCAAGACGAAUUUGAGGUUUCAGCCGCGUCGGUUUCGUCAUCAAAACAUAUGGAGGAAAAACUCGGAUAUUUUGUCACCAGAGUCUUCCAUGGCUGCACAAGUGGUUUCAAAUGCAUUAAACUGGUAGAGCGUGACCAUCAAGUCCUGGAAAUAUUAAUGGGCAAAGUGGCUUCAGUCGCCGAAGAAGCCUGCAGCCAUCACUUCUUCGAUGCCUCCUCGACCAAUUACUCGACUUUCAUCAGUAGUAACGCGGAGAGCCGCAGCUGCCCGAGCAUGGGCCGAUACGAGGUGGUGGCGGACAUGGGCACGGCCCGAGCCGCGGCGUCGAGCAGCCACGCCGCAUCGCCCGCCUCGGCAUCGGCGCCGCAGGCGAGCACGGGAGGCGGCAGUGGCACGGCUCUGAGCGCGCCUUCCCGCGACGGCUGUGAGGCGCCAUACACGGCGCUCACCGUCGGCUGCUCGGCCUCCGACACGCUAGAGAUGCACACCUCAUGCUCCAAUGCUGUAUACUCGUGCCACGGCUGGUGGCAGGAGCCCGGAGGCCGCCAAUUCCUGGUGGUGACGCCGACAUCGCGGGCCAGCACCGGUGCCCGCCGCCUCUGCCUCGUGCUCGAGAGCCACGGGCCCGAGGACGCCGCAGGCGGAGCCAUGACCAUCGCUUCUUCCACGGGCUACUGCAGCCGAUAUUGGAACAUGCGAGACGCUCGCUGCAAGCGCGGCCUCUGGAGCACAGCGCUCCAAUCUGCAGCUGCAGGACGGCAGACGAGCAGCAACUCUGGGCGUGCUGACGCUGUUCAGCACCCUGACCUCGACGCUUCUGACUACAGCGUGUUGCCUCAAUAA